AUGCCCCUCCUCCUGCGGAUCCGCACGCGCGACGGCACCGAGCGCCUGACCGUGGACGCGAACUGCACGCUGCGGCAGCUCCGGGAGAAGAUCGAGACCGAGUACGGCGUGCCGCAGGAGGACCAGACGCUCUCGCUCAAUCAGGGGCUCCUCCUCGCGAACGCGCGCGCGGAAGACUUCGACGACCUCGCGCCCGCGCGCGCGAAGGACGCGAAACUCGUCCGCCAGCUCGGGAUCGACCACGGCAGCAUCGUGUACUUGUCCUACUCCGUCGAGCGCGAGCCGACGCCGACGGCGGCGGCGUCGCAUCGCAGCGAACUCCGCGGAGGAAAGAUGACCGUCGAGGCGAUGAUCGCCGCGCAGACGCGCGUCGAACGCCAAGAGACGCCCAACUGCGCGUCCGUGUCGUUCGACGCGCACGCGGCGAACGCGUUCCAACAGUACGUCAACGGGACGUUAGGGUUCAACCAGAUGCGGUUCGGGUGGAUGUACGGCACCGUGAACGACGCCGGCGAGGUACUCGUGGACGCGAUAUACGAGCCGGAGCAAGAGGGAUCGGAGGACGCGUUUAUAAUCUCGGAGGGAUCCGAGGAGGACGCGCGCGCGGACGCGCUCGCGAGCGCGCUCGGGAUGCAGAAAGUCGGCUGCGUGUUUAACAUCACGACGACGAAGCCGAGGAAGUUUACCUUGAGCGCGUUCGAGGUGAGAGAGAUGGCGAAGCGGCAGGCGGCGGCGGCGGCCGCGGCGGCGGCGGCGGCGGCGGCGGAUGGCGCCGAGAAGAAGGACGGGAAGACGACGUUCGUGACCGCCGUGGUCAUGAUGCUCGAGGACGAGGACGAGGGACCGCAGGUAUCGUUCGAGCCGUUUCAGGUCAGCGAUCAGUGCGUCAGGCUGUACGCCGACGGGUGGUUCCACGACGAGCCGUGCGAGGACCGCGGGUUGACGCGCAUGACGAAAGAAGUCAUCGUCGCCGACGGCGUGAGCAAAGACGUGACGGAAGUCGACAACGACCGGUGGCUCGUCGCGGUGCCGAUCAAGGACCACAGCGGCGCGCUGAGCACGAAGUUCCCGAUCGAGAACCGUCUGCAUCCGAUACAGACCAUGGAGGAUCUGAAGGACUCGCUGUCGCAGAGCGGAAUGGAGUACUCCGCUCGACUGAGAGACUUUCACCUCCUGUUGUUCCUGUCGAAGCAUCUCGGGACGGACGACCUAGUCGACGUCGCGAAGACGGCGAGACGAGGCGGGACGAUCGCGGAGGGGUACAAGAUCAUCAUCGACUCGCUCGCGGGGUUGGGGUAGGGCGAGGACGGACGAGGGGAGAAGACGAGCGACGCGAUGAUCGCGAUCGUUUCGUUUAGUUUGUGACCACGUCGCGCGUGAAGUGAAUUGAAUGAAAACCCGCCCAUCAGC
Micromonas pusilla CCMP1545 is the source of this 1410-nucleotide messenger RNA. RefSeq lists its product as uncharacterized. Gene Ontology annotation, molecular function: ubiquitin protein ligase binding; ubiquitin binding. The transcript has 2 exons. Bases 1 to 1299 code for a protein of 432 amino acids. Gene Ontology annotation, biological process: ubiquitin-dependent protein catabolic process. Gene Ontology annotation, cellular component: nucleus. NCBI's taxonomy places the organism in Eukaryota, Viridiplantae, Chlorophyta, Mamiellophyceae, Mamiellales, Mamiellaceae. The record is from RefSeq and is a predicted model, not a curated record.